Messenger RNA from Xiphophorus hellerii (green swordtail), 658 nucleotides. It is a transcript of the gene efcab10, whose product is annotated as EF-hand calcium binding domain 10. NCBI's taxonomy places the organism in Eukaryota, Metazoa, Chordata, Actinopteri, Cyprinodontiformes, Poeciliidae. The record is from RefSeq and is a predicted model, not a curated record. The coding region runs from base 42 to 446 and encodes 134 amino acids. The transcript is spliced from 4 exons.
GUGGUAUCGUAGCAACCCGGUUCAACAGAAAAGAGGGAACAAUGGCGACCCAGAGAGAGAAAGACGCGACAGAAUAUCUCAAGAAACACAAGAUUGUUGAGCUCAUGGACAACAUGACCAGCAUGCUCCUGUUUUACAGACCCGAGAAUCCCAAGGAGUUUCUCAUUGAGCAGCUGGAUCUGCUGAAGAUUUCCCGGGAAAGUGGGAUGAGAGGGCCAAAUCUGUUUGACAACUCCAACCUGACUGCCGUCUGCGGCAUAAUGGAUCCCGCUAACCAGAAGUAUAUCAGUUUUGCACAGUACAAGCAGGCUCUGACCAUGCUUGGCAUAAAAGACAUCAACAUAAACCCUGAGGGCAGAGCGAAAGACAAAAUAUCCCACGAAACAUUUAAAACCGAAGCGAUGGAAGUUCUGAAGAGAGACUCGGCAACAUAUGCAAAGCACUGAAAGCCUUUUUUUCUCCUUCCUCUGCAGCGGCUGUUAUUUUAUUUCAUGUUAUUUAUGGUUAUAGAGAUAUUAUUUGUUUGCUUCAGGUAGAAAACAUAUGAAGUUGCUAAGCCUGUGGAAGAUGCAGAAGUUGCCUGAUGAAUUGUGCUCAUUCUGAUUCAAUUUUUAUGUUCUUUCGUAUUGUACAUUUUAAUAAAUACACUAGUAUCCAC